CCGAUCAACACGAGUGGCCAAACUAUGCCGUUAUCCGCUUUCUGCCUUCCCCUUUCCCUUCCGCUCCCGACAACUUCAAACCACCGCCACCACCCACCGCCGCCGUCUCUCCCCCGCCCCAACCCCCUCCUCCUCCACCUCCCGCCACUCACGCGCCGCCGCGUCCCCCUCGACCGGCCACCACGCGCGGGCGCCACUGACAUGGCCGCGCCUGCAGCGGCGGCCUCGCCCCCGACGCUGCUCGAGCACAUGGGCCGCGCCGGCACGCCCGCCGACCUCGCGGUGGUCAUCGCACACAUCCAGGGCGCCUGCAAGCGCAUCGCGGCGCUCGCGGCGUCCCCAGCCAACGCGGACCUCUCGCGGGGGAAGGCGGGCGGCGGAGCGGCGGUCGUGGCGGCCGGGCGGGACGCGCCCAAGCCGCUCGAUGAAUUGUCGAAUGAGAUCAUCAUGUCAUCGCUCCAAAGUUCAGGAAAAGUCGCAGUGGUGGCGUCUGAAGAAAAUGAUCUCCCCGUUUGGAUGUGUGAUGAUGGUCCGUAUGUUGUUGUUACUGACCCGCUUGAUGGUUCUCGCAACAUUGAGGUCUCCAUCCCCACUGGAACAAUAUUUGGGGUAUACAAUAGGCUGGUGGAACUCGACCAUCUCCCUGUGGAGGAGAGAGCUCAACUCAAUUCACUGCAAAGUGGUACUCGCAUGGUCGCUGCUGGGUAUGUGCUGUAUUCAUCUGCCACCAUCUUCUGUAUAAGCUUUGGCACAGGUACCCAUGGCUUCACAUUGGAUCGUUCGACCGGAGAAUUUAUUCUAACGCAUCCUUCCAUCCAAAUACCACCUAGAGGACAGAUAUAUUCGGUGAAUGAUGCACGAUAUUUCGACUGGCCUGAGGGCCUAAAGAAGUACAUUGACACAAUCAGGCAAGGCAAGGGGCAGCAUCCAAAAAAGUACUCUGCUCGGUAUGUGUGCUCGCUGGUUGCUGAUUUUCAUCGGACACUCAUAUACGGUGGAGUGGCCAUGAACCCAAGGGAUCAUCUUCGGCUGGUUUAUGAGGCAAAUCCUCUCAGUUUCCUGGCCGAGCAGGCAGGAGGUCGAGGCUCAGAUGGCAAGACCAGAAUCCUUUCCAUUCAGCCCGUGAAGCUGCACCAGAGGCUGCCAUUGUUCCUGGGAAGCACGGAGGACAUGCUUGAAUUGGAAAGCUAUGAAGAUGUCCAGCAGAAGGUCAAUCCUGGCUAUGAGGUUUAGUGUUAUGCAGGAGGUGAAAUCUUGAGGUAUUGUAGCAUAGAACGAUGUAAAUGGUGUACCUAUGGGAAGUUUAUUUGCAGGACCAACGUUGUCUCUGUGUCUUGUUUUUUAACCUAUGCGGUUACAGAGAAUCCUGCAUAGUAUAAGAUAGAAUAACUUGCUGCAGUUCGCUGUGUCAAUGGAAGAUGAUGUGAAUUUUGGGAGCUCUCACAUAACUUUAUUUAAAGAAUAUAAUUAGUUCCUUGUGAUUUCA
This is a messenger RNA of Brachypodium distachyon (stiff brome), 1486 nucleotides long. Its product is annotated as fructose-1,6-bisphosphatase class 1. Gene Ontology annotation, molecular function: fructose 1,6-bisphosphate 1-phosphatase activity. The record is from RefSeq and is a predicted model, not a curated record. Gene Ontology annotation, biological process: fructose 1,6-bisphosphate metabolic process; sucrose biosynthetic process; gluconeogenesis. The transcript has 3 exons. Lineage: Eukaryota; Viridiplantae; Streptophyta; Magnoliopsida; Poales; Poaceae. Bases 25 to 1233 code for a protein of 402 amino acids. Gene Ontology annotation, cellular component: cytosol; cytoplasm.